Molecule: messenger RNA, 1609 nt
Organism: Papaver somniferum (opium poppy)
Lineage: Eukaryota; Viridiplantae; Streptophyta; Magnoliopsida; Ranunculales; Papaveraceae
Product: alkane hydroxylase MAH1-like
Exons: 1
Coding region: 5-1609 (534 amino acids)
Molecular function (GO): iron ion binding; monooxygenase activity; heme binding
Source: RefSeq, a predicted model, not a curated record
AAACAUGGGGUAUUUCUUUCCAGUUUUUGUCUUUGAUCAAAGUAUUGAUCUUAGAUGGACUCAGCUUUGUUUUGCACUGCUAUUUCUGAGCUUUCUAUAUCUAGGAUGUCAGUUCAUCAUCAAAAAACAAAAGAAGCUAAUUAGGAUUCGUUGGCCCUUACUCGAUAUACUACCGUCACUUCUAUACAACAUUCACGAAGUCCACGAAUGGACUGUCAAGUUCUCAAACCUUGUGAAUGGUACCGUUGUUGUUCGAGGAGCAAUAUUCGGAAGUUCAAAACUUCUUUACACCUGCGAUCCUCGGAACAUUGAGCACAUGGCGAAAACUAAGUUUUAUAAUUACCAAAAAGGUUCAGACUUCUUUGAUACUUUCGAUCUUAUUGGAAACGGUAUUUUCAAUGUUGAAUGUGAUCAAUGGAGAGCACAAAGAAAACUGGCGCACACAAGGUUUACAUCAAGAACAUUUCGUAGCACCGUAGCCAGCGUGACCCAUGCGAUAGUGCAAGAUGCACUGCUGCCAUUAUUGUCACAUGUUGCAAAGCAUGAGCAGGUUGUGGAUUUAGAAGAUGUUAUGCUAAGAUUUUCUUAUGAUAGUAUCUUUAGACUGGUCUUUGGAGGAAAAAGUAAUACUCCUUCGAUAGAAUUUCCAGAGAAUGAAUUGGCGAAAGCUAUCGAUGAUGGAACAGAAGCAAUAUUCUUUCGCAAUAUUAUGCCAAGUCAGUGGUGGAAAUUAUUAAGGUGGUUAAAACUUGGUAAGGAGAAAAAAUCAAUUGAAGCUGGGAAAACAAUCGACAAAUAUCUAUAUCAAUACAUUUCUUCCAAGAGAGAUGAAAUGAAUCAAGGUGUUGAAGCAAAUGACUUGUUAGCAUCAUAUAUUAUGACAUCUAACAAGAAUCCUAGUAUCUCCAAGUUUUUACCGUCAUUGGACGAUAAAUUUCUUAGAGAUACUGCUUUGACAUUUCUUUUUGCAGGAAGAGAUACAACAGGUACUUCUCUCACUUGGUUUUUUUGGUUGGUAUCGAAAAGCCCUCGCCUCGAACAGAAGAUCUUGGAAGAGCUGAAGGAAGUUUUAGCUCUAAAAUAUACACAUGGUGAUAUGGGCAUUGACGAGGAAAAGUCAUCGCUAAAGGUGUUUAAUUCAGAAGAGUUGAAAGAUUUGGUUUAUUUGCAUGCAGCUUUAUGUGAAUCCAUGAGGCUAUAUCCACCGCUCCCUAUUAAUAGAAGAAUAGCUGUAAAUGAUGAUGUGCUUCCAAAUGGAACUUUCGUGAAACAAGGAACAAGAAUCUUAAUGUCAUAUUAUGCAAUGGCAAGGAUGAAAUGGGUUUGGGGUGAAGAUUGUCAUGAGUUCAAACCGGAAAGAUGGAUCGAUGAGAACGGAAAGUUAAGUUCUGAACCAUUAACUAAAUUCUUUUCUUUUAAUGGAGGGCCAAGAAAUUGUAUUGGGCAAGAAAUGGCAUUUACACAGAUGAAGUCUGUUGUGGCAUCAGUGCUUUGCAACUUUGAAAUUAAAUUGCUGGAAGGCCAUGUUGUACAACCGAAACCAUCUUUGAUUCUUCAUACCAAAUAUGGUUUAAAGGUUAGAGUUAAAGAAAGAGUAUCACUACUGUAG